AUGGGGCCAUCACAUCUUCAUAACCCCGCGGUCCUGUUGUGCGCCCUUCUUGUCCCAACUCUUGUUCUUUCUCGUCCCACCAUAGAUCCCGGGGAAUGCCCGACGGCUGCAGCCCUACCACUCGACUCCAUUGAACCGGCCUCGACUGAAAUUCCUAUAGUCUAUGAACAUUCUAGAUCGCCAGCCCUGACAGUUUAUGUCGGCUCGCUUCAGCAGAUGACCCGGAAAGCCAAGGCAACAAUUGCCCUGCUCUCGACCCUGAUCGCCUAUGUAUCUAUUAACAGCCUAAUCCACGCACUGAGGCCGGCUGCUUUCAUCUGGUAUGAGGAGGAUCGGGAGGAGCGGAGCUGGAUUGCGAGCUCGCGCUCGUGGCUUGAUCGCAAGGCCUGCCGAUGGCUUAGCGUCUGCGGCGCAACCCAUCUCCAAACCGCGGACGGGGAAUUUGGACACCGCGAUCCAGCAAAGUGGGCAAGUAUGCAGGUACAGCCCGAGACACCAUGGCGGUCGUUCUGGCUUAGCGGGGCCAAUGAGUCUGAGUGGGAUCCCGAAGAGCGGGCUCGGCGGCAGAUCCCGGACUAUGUUUUCCACUACGCCCCACUCGUCCACCUUUAUUCUGGCGAGCAGUUCUGGCCCGGGGAUAUCGCCGAACACUUGUACCAUACCACUCCGACCCUGAAUUAUACCCCAAUUCAGGCCCAAUGGGAUCAUCCGACACUGAGUGACUUGCAUGAGCUGAACCAAUGGGAAAAGGGUAGGCCUGUGUUCCUGACAAGCAACGACGAUGUACAGACGCGUCCACCAUGGUUGGAGGGCGAGAGGAAUAUCCCUGAGACAAAUGAUGACAAAAAAGAAUCAUGGGCUGAUUGGGAUGGUCGCGUCGAUGGGGAUAUCCCCGGUGACACAGAGGAAAACCGUGCCAAGUGGUAUGAUUUCCACCAAUUGCAACAAGAGGAUGCCUCGGAACCUGAGUCGAACUUCAACGAACAUUUGCAAGCUCAGCAAGUCCUCAAGGAACAUAUUCGCAGACGGUAUGGCGGCGAGGAGAUUUAUAAUGAUGUCGGUGCCGGUGGCCGAAGUGACGCCCCUGCAAUCCUGGUAGUCAUGGAUAAGGGCAACGGGAUUGUGGAUGCAUUCUGGUUCUACUUCUACAGCUUCAAUCUUGGAAACACCGUGGUCAAUGUCCGGUUUGGCAAUCACGUUGGCGAUUGGGAGCAUUCUAUGGUCCGAUUUCACAACGGCAAACCAAAAGCCCUCUUCUUCAGUGCCCAUCAAGGCGGAGAGGCUUAUAGCUAUGAAGCCGUUGAAAAAAUUGGACACCGCCCCGUCAUCUACUCUGCCGAAGGUAGCCACGCCAUGUACGCCACAGCCGGUGUACAUGAGUACAUUCUUCCCUGGGGAUUACUGCACGAUAUAACUGACCGCGGUCCACUAUGGGACCCCGUUCUUAACUCUCAAGCCUACACGUAUGACUUCGACAAUGAGCAUUUGCGAGCGUCGACCUUCAGCCCCUCUGCCCCAACAGAAUGGUUCCAUUAUAGAGGCCACUGGGGUGACAAGUUCUACCCACUGGGUGAUUCCCGCCAAUACCGAUUCGCAGGCCAGUACCACUACGUGAACGGACCUCUAGGCCCCAAGUUCAAACAUCUCAACCGUCACAAGGUGUGCCAGGGCCCCGAUCGUGCACCAUGCGUCAUCAAAAACUACAUCGAGCAAGGAAAGCGAUCUCGGCGGUGGGGACCAAACGGACCGGGAGAGUAA
Messenger RNA from Penicillium paradoxum, 1758 nucleotides. RefSeq lists its product as uncharacterized. The transcript has 3 exons. NCBI's taxonomy places the organism in Eukaryota, Fungi, Ascomycota, Eurotiomycetes, Eurotiales, Aspergillaceae. Bases 1 to 1758 code for a protein of 585 amino acids. The record is from RefSeq and is a predicted model, not a curated record.